GCUGUCAACUUAAAUCUUGAAAAUUUCGACGGAAUUCAUGGCGUUUGUUUUUUCAUAAUCAAAAAACCGCACUUAAAACCCAUAAAACAAUAUCAAAAAUAUCAAAACUCCAAUCAGCUUAAUAUGUGAAUUGUGAAAAUUAUAAAACUCUACCAAAAAAUAUGCAAUUUCUAUAAUUUUCAGUGUUUUCCAUUAACUAACCUCAAAAAACAAAAAUAAUAUGUGAACUAGACAAAGAUUUGUACAACAAUAAUUUUCAUUAAACAAAUCUACUUUAUAAGAAAAUUAACAUAUUUACAUAGACUAUAUCCAAUUGAAAAGAACUAAGAUAGAAGAUAAAAGCAAGAAAAACACGAAAAAAAAAAUGUCCACUUCGAUUGUUCAGCAAUUCGUGACGGGUCUAAAAUCCCGACAUCGCGAAGUCCAACAUAAAGCUGCCCAAUCGUUGUUUCUUUAUGUGAAAACGGAACUGCGUGAGAUGUCCCAGGAAGAGCUGGUGCAGUUCUUCGAUGACUUCAACCAUCACAUCUUCGAAUUGGUUUUGAGUACGGAUAUAAAUGAAAAGAAAGGAGGGGUUCUUGCUAUAAAAUGUUUGAUUAGCGGUGAUGUUGUGAAUACAACAACUCGCAUAUCGCGUUAUUCAACUAACUUAAGAAACUUAUUGCCUUCCAAUGAUGUGUCGGUUAUGGAGAAUGCUGCUGAAGCUCUGGUUAAAUUAGCUUCGUUACCUGGCUCCAAGGGUGCUGAAUCGUUUGACUUUGAUAUAAAAAGAGCAUUUGAAUGGCUUUCUGGUGAUAGACAAGAGUAUCGCCGCCAUGCUGCAGUUUUUAUCCUCCGAGAACUGGCACUCGCUAUGCCAACAUAUUUCUAUCAAUCCAUCUCGACGUUUUUCGAUAAUAUUUUUAAUGCCAUCUACGAUCCUAAGCCAGCUAUUCGGGAGUCGGCGGGCGAAGCCCUUCGUGCAGCCCUCAUAGUAACAUCCCAGCGAGAGAAUACCAAACAAUCGAGUAAGCCACAAUGGUAUAAGAUUUGCUUUGAGGAAGCCGAAAAGUGUUUCGCCAUCGAAGCACCUGUCUCCAAGGAAAAGGGAAUGACCCGUGACGAUCGCAUUCAUGGCGGUCUAAUUGUGUACAACGAACUGUUUCGCUGCUCGAACUCAGUGUGGGAACGUCGCUAUAGCACUCUUAAGAACCUCCAACCCGAAUCGUACCCGCGUAAGAGUCAUGCUGAUACCGGAGUUACAGCUAUAGUGCCUCGUCUCAAGGCCCCUUUCAUUGAGAAGCUGGGGAGCACCCAGACGCAUUUGGAACCGGAGCAUACCUCGUUGAAAUUUUGCGGCAUGAAUGUCCAGGAGUCCGCACAUAGUCGGCAGAUUUUAAUCGACAAUUAUUGUAAGAUUUGUGAAAAUGUCCUGGACCAGCGCAUGUCGAAGUCGGUCCAUGUCCAACAAGGCCUGCUCGAGGUUCUGCCCCGAUUGGCUGCCUUCAACCGCGAGGUCUUCGUGCUUAAGUACUUGAAGCCUGCUAUUAAUCAUCUUUUGGGUACUCUGCGUGGAAAGGAAAAGGACAGAAACAGCGCCUACAUAACCAUUGGAUAUAUAGCCGUCGCUGUGGAGAAGGACAUCGACUCGCAUCUGAAGAAUAUCAUGGAUGCUAUCAAACUAGCCCUGCCAUCCAAAGACACUCCCGUCAAACGGAAACCCAGCAUUGAUCCGGCAAUUUUCACGUGCAUCACUCUGCUGGCGAAUGCAGUCAAAUCGGGAAUUACCAAAGACGUGACCCAGAUUCUGGAGCAAAUGUUUUCGACGGGCCUUUCGCCUGCUCUGACCGUUUGCUUGAGGGAGCUGGCUGACAAUGUUACGGAGCUGAAACCCCAAAUCGCCGAUGGUUUGACAAACGUCCUCUCACAGGUCUUGAUGAACAAGCUUCCAACUGGAAUGGGAACACCCAAGCAUAAUCUAAGUGCACCAUUUGCUUCCCUUACCCUCACCGAUUCCAGCCAGCAGGAUGUUCCAACUAUUAUCCUGGCCCUGAAAACACUGGGGAGCUUUAAUUUCGAACAACAAAACAUGUUGGACUUUGUUCAGAGGUGCGCUGAUCACUUCAUCAACCACGAGCAACAAGGCAUUCGGCUUGAGGCCGUUCAAAGCUGCACUCGUCUCCUGAAGCUGGCAAUUCAGUCGUCCGAGUCGCAGUUCGAGAGUUCCAAAACCCUUAGUGAGACGGUUUCUCAUGUUCUUGAACGUUUGCUGAUUGUGGCCAUCACCGACAUUGACUGCAACGUGCGACUAAGAGUCCUCCGUUCGCUGGACGAGACUUUUGAUGCCGAGUUAGCCCAACCGGAAUCUCUAAGCGCUUUGUUUGUGACUUUGAAUGACGAAGUGUUUGAGAUUCGGGAAUUAGCCAUUGUGACCAUUGGCCGGUUGUCUGCAAUGAAUCCCGCCUACGUGAUGCCCAAACUAAGAAAGACCCUCAUUCAAUUGCUGACGGAGUUGGAACAUUCAGGAAUGAGCCGCAACAAGGAGCAGAGUGCUAGGAUGUUGGACCAUUUAGUCAUAAGUACACCGAGAUUGAUAUCUUCUUAUAUGCGUCCGAUUUUGACAAUUCUCGUGCCAAAACUCCGCGAACCUGAUUCCAAUCCUGGUGUCAUUUUGAACGUACUCCGGGCCAUAGGCGACUUGGCCGAAGUCAAUGGCGGUUCGAAUGAGAUGGAACGUUGGGCUGACGACUUGCUGUCCAUUCUACUGGAAAUGCUUGGCGAUUCAGGAAGCCCCGACAAACGAGGAGUGGCUCUUUGGACUCUUGGGCAAUUGGUCAGCGCCACUGGUCGGGUAGUGUCGCCCUAUCACAAGUACCCCGUUCUCAUCGACAUUUUGAUCAACUUCCUCAAAACCGAGCAACGUCGGUCAAUUCGCCGAGAGACAAUUCGGGUGUUGGGUCUGUUGGGAGCGAUGGAUCCGUACAAGCACAAAAUGAACAAAGGACUCAUCGACAGCCAGAAGGACAACAUUUUGAUAUCCUUGUCGGACUUUAAGGGCGACGAAAAUCAGGACAUUUCGACCGCUGAACUUUUGGUGAACAUGGGAAACCUCGACGAGUACUAUCCGGCCGUUGCGAUUUUCACUCUCAUGAGAAUCCUCCGCGACCCAACUCUGAGUCAACACCACACAAGCGUGGUUCAAGCGGUCACGUUCAUAUUUCAAAGUCUGGGCAUAAAGUGCGUCCCGUACCUUGCUCAGGUUUUGCCAAACUUGCUGGAGAAUGUUCGCAUAGCUGACAUGAAUCUGAGGGAGUUCCUCUUCCAGCAAUUGUCGACGUUAAUUGAAAUCGUGAAGCAACACAUCAUCAGCUACAUGGGCGAUAUUUUCAAGUUGAUCAAAGAGUUUUGGACCAUCAACACGCCCCUCCAGCCCACCUUGAUCAAUUUGAUUGAAAAAAUUGCCGUUGCUCUAGGAUGUGAGUUCAAGAACUACCUCUCGCAGUUGGUGCCUCAGAUUUUGAGGGUUCUGCAACAUGACAAUUCUAAGGACCGCAUAGUGACGAUUAAACUUUUGCAAGCGCUUCAGAAGUUCGGCAACACCCUUGACGAUUAUCUGCACUUAAUUGUGCCUCCGAUUGUAAAGCUCUUUGACUCCGCAUAUGUGUCGUCGCAGGUGUCGUCGGCUGCAAUGGAAACAAUCGACAAUCUUGCCUGGAUUUUGGACUUCAAUGACUUCUCUUCGAGGAUAAUUCAUCCCCUUGUGAGAGUGCUGGACACAAACCCCGAGCUAAGGGAUCAAGCCAUGUCGACUCUGCGAUCGAUGGUGAUCCAAUUGGGCAAGAAGUACCUGGUAUUCGCUCCGUUGGUCAAUCGUUCCAUAGUUAAGCAUCGCAUAGUGGACUCUAAGUACGAGAAACUCUUGACGAAAAUUCAGAGCAACACCACAAUGUGUCUGGACGACGAGUUCCACACCCGGCAAGCGAAGUACAAGAGCACCGAUGUAUCUCUAAGUGACGUGAACACAACAAUCAAGAAGUUGCAUGUUUCAGCGAGUGAUUUGCGUACCGCUUGGCAGGUUACCAGGCGUGUAUCCAAAGACGAUUGGGUGGAGUGGCUGAAGCGAUUGUCCAUAGGUUUGUUAAAGGAAUCUCCUUCGCCAGCUUUGCGAUCUUGUCGGGCUUUGGCUCAAAACUAUGAGAAACUGCUGAGAGACUUAUUCAACGCUGCAUUCAUCUCCUGCUGGACCGAGCUGGAAAAGGAGCAUCAGAACGAAUUGACACAGAGUUUGUGUCAGGCCUUGGAAGUGACCGACAUGCCAGAGAUCACUCAGACGAUUUUGAAUCUCGCCGAAUUCAUGGAGCACUGUGACAUGCCGCCCAUCCCCAUCGAGACCAAGUUGCUGGGCACUCGGGCAAUGGCGAGUCGUGCCUACGCCAAGGCAUUGCAUUACAAGGAGGACGAGUUCUUGCGUCAAAAUGAUCGCCACGUCUUUGAGUCGCUGAUCUUGAUAAACAACAAGCUGCAGCAGAAGGAGGCCGCCGAGGGUCUAUUGACAACCUAUCGCAAUGAGGCAAAUGAACUCAAGGUCCAAGGUAGAUGGUAUGAGAAGUUGCACAACUGGGACCAAGCACUCAAGCACUAUUCGGAGAAAUUGCAGGUAGAUUCGACUGAUUUGGAGGCUCGCCUAGGUCACAUGCGAUGUUUGGAAGCUCUGGGCGAAUGGUCUGAGUUGGGUUCGGUUGCCAAGCAGGACUGGGAGACGCUCGAUAGCGAUGGAAAGUCCAGAGCGGGGCAUUUAGCAGCAGUUGCUGCCUGGGGUCUGCAGGACUGGGAAGGUAUGCAGGAGUAUGUGAAGUGUAUUCCGGAGGAGACUCAAGAUGGCAGCUUCUAUAGAGCGGUCUUGGCUGUUCAUUAUGGUGACUUUGAGACGGCACAGCGUUUGAUCGACGAGACUCGAGAUUUACUCGACACCGAGCUGACUUCCAUGGCUGGAGAGUCCUACGAACGCGCCUACGGAGCGAUGGUGUGUGUUCAGAUGCUGGCCGAGCUGGAGGAGGUGAUUCAAUACAAGCUCAUUCCAGAGCGCCGUGAACCCCUCAAAACGAUGUGGUGGAAGCGGCUGCAAGGCGGUCAGCGUUUAGUCGAGGAUUGGCGAAGAAUUAUCCAAGUGCAUUCGUUGGUCGUGAGUCCUCAGGAAGACGUGCACACAUGGUUGAAGUAUGCGUCCCUGUGUCGCAAGAGCGGCUCCUUGCAGCUCUCCCACAAGACACUCGUAAUGCUUCUCGGAUCAGACCCCUCGAAGAACCCAUCCGAUCCACUGCCGUUCAACCAGCCGCAGGUGACCUAUGCCUACGCAAAGCACAUGGCUAUGUCAGACAACAUUCAGGGAGCCUACGAACAGCUAAGUCGUUUCGUCAACACUUUCAGUGCCCAAUGCAGCUGCAUUCCUGAAGAUAUUAAAAAGGAGGAUAUGAGACUCCUGGCCCGUUGCUAUUUGAGACUGGCCAUUUGGCAAAACAAACUGCAAGGCAUCCAAGACCCAGCCGCUGUCCAAGGAGCCCUGGAAUGCUUCGAAAAGGCCACAGAGUACGACAAGAACUGGUACAAGGCUUGGCAUCUGUUUGCCUACAUGAAUUUCAAGGUUGUGCAGACCCAGAAGCAGCAACUCGAGAGCAAUCCCACGGGUAUGACGGAGGUUAUGCAGUUGCAGAAGGAGAAGAUCAUCAUCGAACAGUACGCUGUGCCUGCGGUCCAUGGAUUCUUCCGUUCUAUCAGCCUGGUUAAGGGCAACUCCCUGCAAGACACGCUGCGUCUCUUGACGCUGUGGUUCGACUACGGUCAGUACUCGGAGGUGUACGACGCCCUCCUAAUCGGCAUGAAGAUCAUAGAGAUCAACACAUGGCUGCAGGUGAUUCCGCAGCUCAUUGCUCGCAUUGACACUCACCGGAAUCUUGUGGGGCAGUUGAUUCAUCAGCUGCUGAUCGACAUUGGCAAGUUCCAUCCACAGGCUUUGGUCUAUCCGCUGACAGUGGCCUCUAAAUCGGCUUCAGUUGCCCGGAAGAAUGCGGCAUUCAAGAUCCUCGAUUCAAUGCGAAAGCACUCCCUGACUCUUGUCGAACAGGCGAUGAUGUGCAGUGAAGAAUUGAUUCGUGUGGCCAUCCUUUGGCACGAACAAUGGGCCGAGGGUUUGGAGGAGGCAUCGCGUCUCUACUUUGGAGAACGAAAUGUGAAGGGAAUGUUCGAGAUAUUGGAACCACUGCAUAAUAUGCUCGAUCGGGGACCGCAAACAUUGAAAGAGACGUCCUUCAGUCAGGCUUAUGGACGCGACUUGACCGAAGCCUACGAAUGGAGCCAGAGAUAUAAGACUUCCUCAAACUGGGUUGACCUUGACCAUGCAUGGGAUAUUUACUACAACGUAUUUAGAAAGAUAUCAAGACAGUUGCCUCAGUUGACUUCCUUGGAAUUGCCGUACGUCAGUCCGAAGCUGUUGGCCUGCAAAGACUUGGAGCUGGCUGUGCCUGGAAGUUAUAAUCCAGGUCAAGAACUGAUUCGCAUAAGCCACAUUAAGACGAACCUUCAAGUGAUAACGUCCAAGCAACGACCCCGCAAACUUUGCAUCCGCGGCUCCAACGGAAAGGAUUACAUGUAUCUGCUGAAAGGUCACGAAGACUUGCGGCAAGACGAGCGGGUGAUGCAACUGUUUAGCCUAGUUAACACGUUGCUACUAGACGACCCGGACACGUUCCGACGCAACUUGACUAUCCAGCGUUAUGCCGUCAUCCCCUUGAGCACAAAUUCGGGUCUCAUUGGGUGGGUGCCGCACUGUGACACGCUUCAUACCCUCAUUCGUGAUUAUCGCGAUAAAAAGAAGGUCCCUCUGAACCAGGAGCAUCGGACAAUGCUCGGAAUGGCCCCGGAUUAUGACCAUCUCACACUGAUGCAAAAAGUCGAGGUAUUCGAGUAUGCCCUGCGUCAGACUCAGGGCGACGAUUUAGCGAAGUUAUUGUGGCUCAAGAGUCCAUCGUCAGAAGUGUGGUUCGAGCGCCGCACGAACUACACUCGAUCCCUGGCAGUUAUGUCAAUGGUUGGAUACAUACUGGGCCUGGGAGAUCGGCAUCCAUCGAAUCUUAUGUUGGAUCGAAUGAGUGGCAAAAUUCUACACAUUGAUUUCGGAGACUGCUUCGAGGUGGCCAUGACUCGCGAGAAAUUCCCCGAGAAGAUACCCUUCAGGUUGACACGAAUGCUGAUCAAGGCAAUGGAAGUGACCGGCAUCGAGGGUACUUACCGACGCACCUGCGAGAGUGUGAUGGUUGUACUGCGUCGCAACAAGGACAGUUUGAUGGCCGUCCUGGAGGCUUUCGUCUAUGAUCCAUUGCUGAACUGGCGUCUUCUCGACACCGACAAGAAUCGCCGCUCCAAAGCAAACAAUGACGGCACAACCACAAUUGGCAGUCUUACCACUGGCGAUGACGAUGAGUCAGUAAGUCUGCUACGAAGUCAAUCGAAUGCCAAGAAACCAUUCGAAACAGGGUUGGGUAUUGUGCCCAACAACACUCAAAUGGUGGCCGAAGUAACGAAUUCCAAAGCCCGCCUGAUUGUUGGCCGUGUGAAGCGUAAGCUCACUGGUACAGAUUUCCAAACGAAAAAUGCAGUUACUGUCCAACAGCAAGUUGACUUACUUAUCCAGCAAGCGACAAACAACGAGAAUCUUUGUCAGUGUUACAUUGGAUGGUGUCCGUUUUGGUAAAACCAACAAAUUUAAACAACAACAGCAACAAAAAAUGGGUAUUUGCAGUUUAUUUCUCUUCUCUCCUCUUCUCUAUAUUUUGUUUUUAAGAAAAAAAUAUUUUUUUAAAUAUGCCUACUUUAAGAACUUUAUUAAUUAACUUUAGUGCCGAUUUCUAUUGGAAAAUCGGAAGAAGAAGUACACUUAACUUAACGCGCUCUAUCUAUAAGUAAGAAUUUUGUUUAUGAUGUAAUGCUUUUUCAAUCUUAUUAUAAAAUUAAUACACAAAUAAAGUAUUUAAAGAAAAGAAACGAAUAAA
Messenger RNA from Eupeodes corollae, 8024 nucleotides. It is a transcript of the gene Tor, whose product is annotated as serine/threonine-protein kinase Tor. Bases 365 to 7726 code for a protein of 2453 amino acids. Gene Ontology annotation, cellular component: nucleus; TORC1 complex; TORC2 complex. Gene Ontology annotation, molecular function: protein-containing complex binding; protein binding; protein serine/threonine kinase activity. Gene Ontology annotation, biological process: negative regulation of macroautophagy; TOR signaling; protein phosphorylation. NCBI's taxonomy places the organism in Eukaryota, Metazoa, Arthropoda, Insecta, Diptera, Syrphidae. The record is from RefSeq and is a predicted model, not a curated record. The transcript has 6 exons.